Messenger RNA from Salvia hispanica, 499 nucleotides. RefSeq lists its product as uncharacterized. The record is from RefSeq and is a predicted model, not a curated record. Lineage: Eukaryota; Viridiplantae; Streptophyta; Magnoliopsida; Lamiales; Lamiaceae.
UAGAGUUGGUGAUGAUGAUGAUGAUGAUGAUGAAGAUGAGGAUCGUGACGAAUCCUUGUUCCCAUUUACAAGAUGGCUAUAGUUCUCCACUGAUGUUCCUGGACGACCUGCAUCAUAGUUUGGCAGAAACGUCCCAUUUGAAGAAACUGAAGCUGCCAUACGAGAUCAGCAGUUGUUUUCUGGCACUCGUUACGGUUAUCAGCAGCAAUAGCCAGAUCCUCCUGCAAAUGAAAUUUCACUGUUUGAGUGCAUACUUUGCUGGAGCUCGAACUCCCGGAUCAUUCUGGAAUCGUCACCUGAAGACGUGUUCAGGUUCUUCUUCCAUGGUGCUGAGUUGAUAUUCAAGCGACUCAGUAAGCUCGUUUUGCGCUGCCUUCAGAGCAUCUACAGUUUCGUCUAAAGCAUUCUGAAGUUCUGAUAUUUUCCAUGUAAGCUACUCUCUGAGUCAUUUAAUCAAGCUCAUGUAUUAAUGGCUUAUCCAAUGAAGCUUCUCCAAAAG